GUCUGGCGUGUGUGCCGCCCGCUCGGAGUGUUUGUUUGUGAUAAUCAAACACAAAUGAAUUUGGAAGCAUGACAAGUGAGUCUCAGCUGUGUUGCUGCGUUUAAACUUUACCAGAGACGAUACAGGUCUGACCAAGUCGACGCACUUAGAGAGAACAGAUGGGAGUGAGGAUGCUUCACAGGAACCUGCUGCAGGCUGCUUGGCUGUGUUACCUGUCGGCUGUUGUGGUGAACAGCUGUCCAGAUGUUUGCAGUAAGUGUUCAGGCACAGCUAGUGACCAGUGUGAAGAGUGCAGAGUGGGAUGGACACUCCACAACAACACCUGUUUAGACAUCGAUGAGUGUGGUACUGAGCUGGGUAUCUGUCCUGCAAACAGAUACUGCUUCAAUACAAAAGGGUCGUUUGAGUGCAGAGACUGCAACCCAGCCUGUGUGGGCUGUAUGGGUAGUGGACCAGCACGCUGCAGGAAAUGUGCCUCUGGGUACACACUGACGGGACACAAGUGUUUGGAUAUAGAUGAAUGUAGUGACAGAGUACUUGCCUGUCACGGUCUGGAUGAGAUCUGCACCAACACAGAGGGCUCGUUCCGCUGCGACUGUGCCAAAGGAUUCAUACGAAGCAACGGCGUGUGUACGAAGAAGAAGCCGCCCAGUGUUCAGGAGAAAGGUCUGUUCGAGGAUAUCCAGGAUGAUGAGGUGGAGGUGCUGCAGCAGAUGUUCUUCGGGGUGGUGCUCUGCGCUCUGGCCACGCUGGCUGCUAAGGGAGAUAUGGUUUACACGUCGGUUUUCAUGGGAGCGGUGGCGGCCAUGGCAGGGUACUGGCUCUCUGACAGGGGCGACCGCUUGUUGGACAGCUUCAUGAAGGGACGUUAAAACUCGGCCACAAAAAAGGUUCGAACUCUUCAUAUGGCAGAUCCACGUCUCAACCAGGCCUCACACACUGCUCGUCAGACAAAGCAGGUACAUCUUGAGCAUUCACCUGUAGUAUUUGUAAUACAAAUGAUUGACAUGAGAAUAUUGUGAAAUAUGUAGACGAAUGUCCUGAAAUGAGCUGAAAAUGAAUCAUCUUCAUUGUGAAUCAUUUGCUUUGUAAUUUUUUUCCAAGGUGUUAUUUUGUUCUGGCAUUUGGAGCCACAAACGUCCAAUGUUGCCAAUUGUAGUUUGAUGAUUAACGACUUGCUUAAAUGUAGAUAUGUGUGAUGAACAUCAAUCAGUUUUCAUACUAUGAGAUGCUUUGAAGCCAGUAGAUUUCUGCAGUCCUAGUAAUGCUGCUGUUAAUGGUACAAUUUUUUACAUCAGUUAGGUAAUAAAACAUCACUUAAUGGAAAAAUGUAGCACUUUGAUGCCUUUUAAAAUGUUUUUUCUAGUGUAGAGAAGAAAAAAUUAAGAGGAAUUAAACACACAAAAUGGAACUUAGGAUGUAGUUAAAAUAACCACAUAGUAUUAUUACUACUAACUAAGUGACGUACCAAGUACAGAUCUGGAUUUCUGUAUAUAUUAUGUAGUGUCCUUUUGGCAUGAUGCCACAGUAUCAUAAUGUAUACAUAAGAAGCGUUAAGCCUGGUUUUUAUUUAAAGCAGCAUUAAGCAGAAAUUGGCAGAUUGUGCGAUCUGGUGCCCCGCGUUGUUUUUAUAUUUAUACUUCUACAUAUUUGAGCACUUUAUUCUUUUACCUUUGUGAGUCUUGCAACAUUUUAUUCAUUGCUGUCAUCUUUUCCCCUCUUUUCUUUUGCUCUGUGAAGCACACUGGCCUGCAUGUAUGAAAGGCACUGAAUAAAGUUUACUGAAUUGUUUUAGUAACAGAAGACAGUGGAUUUGAAAUCGGGAGUAUAAAAUCACAAAAAGAGACAGAAAGAAAGUCACCUUUAUUUGAUGGAUAUAAACAAGCUGGCCAACACUCAAUAGUAAUAUUCUGAUACAGCACAUACAAUAGCAAACUGGGGCACUGAGGACAGCCUCCUAGGAUUAAAAAACAAAAAACAGUACAGAGUAUCCAUGCUUCAUUCAAAACUUUGACUCAGUCUCGCUUUUUUUUUUUCUCUCUAGGGACUUCCUCUGAUAAAGUUUUUUUAAAUAGAUUUUUCUCUUAUGCAUUCAUAACACACACGCAGACAUACUGACACACAAACAAACCCACACCCAGAAAAGCAGCUAUACCCACGCACACACGCGCACACGCAUACACGCGCACACACAAACACUCAUCUCUCUUUUCUGAAGACGUUUACACAGGCAACCCCAAAAACAUGCUGCACUCUCACAAAACUGCACAGGCUGUCUACUAAUGGGACACAGUAAGUGAGACACACGUCACUCUCAAACACAACAUCACACCGUCACGAUGCAGAUGCAAUUAAUGAGUGAGGAAUGAUGCAUCAUGGGAGAUUUUAGCUCACGUUCACACAAGUAAUCAUUCAGCAUGCUGGACACUCACAUUGAACUUGUUCCUAGGUUUUUACUGUACAGCUCAAAACAUUUACUUAUACAAAUAGUACAGUCUCAAACUGGCAUUUUUGAUAAGCUCAAACAAUAGAAAAAAUAAACCUCAAACUCAAAUAGAUAAAUAAAUAAAAAGAAUAAUAAAAAAGUAAACAAUAGUUUGUUCUGUCAAACAAAAAUGUUUCUGGCAUUGGUCACAGUGAUUUGUUUUAAAGUUUUCAGCAACGUACGAUAAAAGAAAAAAAACAACCUGUAGACGACAACAAAGUGAAAAUGUAUGACAGGCUUUUCGUAUUGUUUCUUGAAGGCCUUUUAAAAAAUGACUAGUGAAUCUACAGGCCUUUCAGCUCCUCCUACACGGCUGCUUCUAGGCACAGAUGCAGACUUCUCGACUCACGCUGAGUGCCAUGUCACUCAUUCACGACCAGGAUUAGUCUCCAGUCUAAGCCCAGGAAACCAGCCCCAGCCUCUUUAAGCCUGUGUCUCCUAAACCUUUUUUGACACAACGGUUGAGAAGUCGCUCUGCAUAGAGAACAGGAGAUUAUCCUUACAUCAUCACUUUCAGUUGGCACAUUAUGUAAAAAUCAGCAUGCAUGGGCACAUUGAAAUGUUUCAUGUUUUCUACCAUGUAAAUCAUAUAUAUGGUAUUUCAUGGUAGGAGAACCCCCUACUUCAAGUAUUCAGUAGAUAAGGACCUGAAAAUGGAGGAUUCAUACUCCGCCCCCCUGAUGGUGAAGUGAGAGGAUUUUUUGCUCCUCUGUCCGUUUGCAUUGUCUUCCCUUUUUUUCUUUUUUUUUUAGGAAAAAAAAAAAUUCCAAAUCAAGAUCUUUCUCUUUGUAAACACAAACACCAACGUUUCACACAAUCUGUUGAUUCUUGGUCAGUGACAGGAGCUGUAGAGGUUCACGUAUGAAGCGGACAAGAUGGCGCGCGGAUCGGCUCGGCGUGAGGCGGAUGGGGGAGAGGGAGGAGACAUUUAUAUACAACACUCAACACUUGGCCAUAUCAGGGAGACACACAGGUACCAUGAGGGGAGGGAGAGGAAGUGGGGAUAGUAACAGUCUAAUUCAAUUUUCCACUAUACUGUAACGACGUGUGUUGGUUUUUUUUUCUACGUAAUCAGCUGUCACGGUCACAUAAUGUCAACCACUUCUGUUUACAAGACGACGACGACGACAAACACGCGAAAGAAAUGCACCCCGACAGAGUCACUCAAACCUCCACUUGGAUGUUGAUAGUGAUAGUCCUCACUCACGAGUGCAAGUUUUCCUGACCGCUGAGAGCAGCGGACAAGAUCCCGAUGCUACUUUUGUGAGCUGCAAAAUUCAAGACAAUUUUUUUUUUUUUUUCCGAAGUUGUCGCCACGAGCAAAGUGGCCUUCGACUGAAUGUUUUCACAUUACGAAAGGAAUGUAACAAUGUCAUAGAUAGAUUUGGAUAUACUUCUCUGUUUCCCAUAACUGCUCUAAAGCUCUUUAUUUUUCUUCUGGGCUGUCCUGUGUUUCCAGACAGGGAAUGUUACUCGCUGCUGAGGGGGUUUCGUCUUCUCAAAUCAGAGGAAAAAAUCACACCACUCAACGCUCUAAAUAAAGACAUCUCUUUGACCUCCAGGAAGUUAGAAAAAUAACCAUGAAGAAAAAACAUAUAUCAUCUUGUCAGUUUGAAACGAUUUUCUGACCACGUAUAGACACACUCUAUAGAUUUCUCUCUAUAUGUAUAAUAUAUGCAUAUCUAUUAUAUAUGUGUACAGUUUCAUUUCAUUUUUUUUUUUUUUUUUUUACGAGGCACAGGCCACCUUGUUGAGAAGGAGAAAACAAGUCACUAUGUUUUGGGGGAGGUCACACAGACUACUGCUGGAAGAGGGGGAAUAACAAGGGAGAGGGGAGCAGGAGCAUACUGUAGGUCAGAGACUGGGCUGUCAAUGGUACAAACAGACCUGCAGGGAAAACAUCUACUGAACAUCGCCUCCACUUCAUAGUCUAUAAUGGUAUUUAUAGUAGCAGUAUUCAUACAGGGGAAUCACCUCUGUGUGGGUCUGAAGGUGAUUGUGGCUCAUAAAAGCCCCGCAAGGUCAAAUUGUAUGUACAAAGCAGUCUUUUACAGUUGUUUGUGAAGCCCGUUGUGGGAUCGAGUCCCUUGACUGUAAAAGGACUAAAAGAUGCUCUUGACCAGGUCUUCUGACACCAUUUAGAUUGAGCACCAGCAGAAGCACCAUUAGUAAAAAAUCCUGCAACAUGGAGGAGGAGGUGCAUAGGUGCAUAGUCUCAGAACCUCAAAAUAAUCUGACCAAUGAGUUUCUUCUGACCACUCUCUUGGCUGCUCUGAUUGGAUGUUUGGAUGGUUAAUUACACUUUGAUUUGGGGGUGGGGGGGUGGGGGACAAAAAAGUCAUUCACUCUGCGUUGACACCUGCAUAGAUUGAUUUCUUUCUUUUUUUUUUUUGUCUACUUAAAAUGAGGUAACAUGAAGAGAAACGUCAAUGGCAGCCACAGCCUUAAGGCUAAAACACGCCCGAGAGGUGGAGGGCCCUGCUCUUGCAGCCAAGGAAACCCCUCGAUGCUGCAGGCGAGGCUGAAGGCGGCACUAUCAGUAAACUCUAAGCUCUUCCAUUUGCAAACAAGAAAUGACAACAAAAAAGUAACAUCACUCAAAUCUGGUAUGUGGAACACGCUAUUUUGACAGUGACUUUUAGAAAUGCUUCUCUCAAAAUGUUUGAUGUGUGGGGCAAGUCUGAAGACAAGAGAAGAGGUCAGUGUGUGCUACAAAGGGUAAAAUAGCUCAUUGGCAUGAAACAACAGAAGAGACUCUGCACGCUGAGGAUCAUGAUAGCCAGGCAGAGGGGUCAGAUGUCACCAGGUGGGUCAGCAGGGCAGUGAGGAUCAAGGAACCAUGACAGAGUUCGGAUGGGGGAGCCAACCAGAGCCAGAGGAGUCAGUCAGGCAGGUGAAACGGACAGCAGGACAACCAUGAUCUCAAAUCAGUCAAAGGAAGCAAGAUGAGGAGCAAAUACUGGGCUGGCAGACAGUCGUAAGAUCUCUGCUGAGAGGAUCAAGAGGGCGUUGUUGGCCUGAAGAGGUGCAGCGGGCGACAGACAGUUCGGUCUGUGAUCCCAUACAGGAAGUAGAUGACAUCUGCUCCUCUUCACACAAAGAGGUCCCAGGUCACCUUCGACAGAAAACAAAGAAUAAGACUGUGUGAAGUGCAGUUCGGAACUCUAUUUGGAAUGACUGAAUACAUUUCUUUUUGGG
This is a messenger RNA of Acanthopagrus latus (yellowfin seabream), 5683 nucleotides long. RefSeq names its product protein disulfide isomerase Creld1 (gene creld1a). Lineage: Eukaryota; Metazoa; Chordata; Actinopteri; Spariformes; Sparidae. The record is from RefSeq and is a predicted model, not a curated record. Bases 159 to 872 code for a protein of 237 amino acids. Gene Ontology annotation, molecular function: calcium ion binding. The transcript has 7 exons.